Messenger RNA from Protobothrops mucrosquamatus (brown spotted pit viper), 1395 nucleotides. RefSeq names its product vomeronasal type-2 receptor 26-like. Gene Ontology annotation, biological process: G protein-coupled receptor signaling pathway. Gene Ontology annotation, molecular function: G protein-coupled receptor activity. The transcript has 4 exons. Bases 1 to 1395 code for a protein of 464 amino acids. Gene Ontology annotation, cellular component: membrane. The record is from RefSeq and is a predicted model, not a curated record. Lineage: Eukaryota; Metazoa; Chordata; Lepidosauria; Squamata; Viperidae.
AUGCUUAGCCUUAGUUACAGUAUCUACAAUGCUGUCUUUGCUGUGGCUAAAGCCUUACAAGCUGCUCACACAAUUAGGACACAUCAGAACAUACAAAAGGGCAGGGAUCAAGUGCGAUCCAAGAUUGUAGAAGCCUGGCAGCUCCACUCAUUUCUGCAGAGAAUUUCCUUCAACAACAAUGCUGGAGAUGAAAUUAAAUUAAAUGAAGAAGGGGUCCUAGAGGCUGGAUUUGACAUUGUAAAUUUGGUUACUUUCCCAAACAACUCCUAUAUCAACAUUCCAGUUGGAGAAAUGGAUCCACGAGCUCCUCCAGAAGAAACCUUCUGCAUACAUCCAGACAAAAUUCAGUGGCAUCAUGAAUUCACUCAGCUGCCUCCUCUCUCUUUAUGUAAUGAUCCUUGUCCUCUUGGAGAAAUAAAGAACAAGAUUGAAGGGCAAUCAUUUUGCUGCUAUGCUUGUGCUUCCUGUCCAGAAAAGAUGAUAACCAAACAAAUGGACAUGGAGAUUUGUGAGAGUUGUCCAGAGGAUCAGUUCCCAAACCAAGCUCACGAUGAGUGUAUUCUAAAGACAAUGAAUUUCCUCUCCUUUGAAGAGCCACUGGGCAUCAUUCUGGUGUCUCUGGCUCUUCUCUUUUCCUUCUCCACAGGUCUUGUGCUUGUAAUUUUCAUCAAGCAACGGGACACUCCCAUCGUCAAAGCCAACAAUCGCAACCUCACUUACCUUCUACUUACAUCCCUCUUUUUUUGUUCCCUUUGCUCACUUCUGUUCAUUGGACACCCCAAUAGGGCAACAUGCUUCCUCCGACAAACAACAUUCGGCAUCAUCUUCUCUAUUGCAAUCUCUUCUAUAUUGGCCAAAACUAUCAUGGUCAUUGUAGCAUUCCUAGCAUCAAAGCCAGGAAGCCUAUUCCAUAAAUGGGUGGGGCAAAAGUUGGCCUACUCUAUUAUCUUGUUCUGCUCCUUCAUUCAAGUAGGAAUUUGUAUUGGUUGGCUGGCUACUUCUCCCCCAUUUCCUAAUUUAAACAUGGAGGCACUCCAUAGAGAAAUCAUAGUAGAAUGUCAUGAAGGCUCCAUCACCAUGUUUUACUGUGUCUUGAGCUACAUGGGCCUCUUGGCCCUUCUCAGCUUCAUUGUGGCCUUUCUAGCCAGGAAGUUGCCAGACAGUUUUAAUGAAGCCAAGUUCAUCACUUUCAGCAUGUUGGUUUUCUGCAGUGUUUGGGUGACUUUUGUCCCCACCUAUACGAGCACCAAAGGGAAAUAUAUGGUGGCUGUGGAGAUCUUCUCUAUCCUUUCUUCCAGUGCUGGCUUACUGGGAUGCAUCUUCAUCCCCAAAUUCUAUAUAAUGAUAUUUAAACCUGAGCUCAACACUAGAGAGCAUUUAAUACAUAAGAAAUAG